GAUAUCUCCUUAAAUAGCAAACGUUUUAUAUAAUUGAUGUGCUGUAGGCAACAGACCAUGUCAAAAUUGUAGUACCUUCCUGUCCUAUAAACAAAUUUUACAUAAGCUUGAGAAAAUAUCUGUGAUAGAGAAAAUUAUAUUUUGUAUAUUUUCAGGCAUGAUUCUUUAGAAACUCACUUGAACAUUUCUCCAGGUUUCAUAUCCUGACUUUUAAAGUGUAUCAAGCAAUCAUUUUCAACCUAGGAUAGCCAUACGUUAUUAUAGGCCUGAAAUAUGUCCUUUUUCCACACAUCUCCCAAUAUAUUAAAUGCCAUUCAUUUAAAAAUAAAAACUCAACAUGAAUCGUCUUAUUUGAGCAAUGUGUUUAUAAAGAUAAGGAACUGGGCACUAUUCGGCAAAGCAAGAAUGCUUGAGCCUUUUCCUCCCAACAGAGCUGGAGAUCUCUAGACUUUGAGUACAUUUAGCAUCUCUAGGACAGGAGCACAUUCCAAGCCACAUGAAGAAAGUAUUCUAUAAUGCAUAUGCCUUGCUUUUCCAUACAACUUAUUAAAUCAAAGCUACAUAGUAGAGUUUAAGUGUUUUCCCUCAUGAUUACCACUUACACUCUCCCAAUUUCAACCACUCUUUAAAAUUAAGAAACUUAUAGUACAAAAUGCAAAAUUGCCUUUCUCAACUGUUCUAUAAUGUCUUUCUAAGUUUGUCUUUUGAGUAUUAUAUUUGUGUCAUCUCCAUCCCUCCUUCUCCACUUCAACUCCUCCUGCAGACUCCUAUCCAUCCUUUCAUGAUCAUGACAUCUUCUCUUACAUUUGUUUUAUUUAGCACACAUGUGAUUUUAUUUAGUUUAUUGUAUUUAACACAGUAUGUGAUUAUAUAUAUGCAUAUAUCAAUAAUAUAUAUACUUAUAUGUAUAUAUUACAUAUACAUAUACGUAUCCGUAUACACACAUAUAUGUGUAUAUAUACAUAUACACACACAAACAAACACACACACACACACACAUGAGCUCCUGUGUAAUUUAGUGUUAGUCUUACAUGUUCUUAGGGACAACCACUUGUUAUCACAUCACUGCAGGGCUGACUGAUCAAUAAAGAAGACAGAUUCACUCCCCACAGCCAACAUCUUGUUCCCUUUAAGAGCAUAUUAUGAAAUGAAAUUACAGAUAACAAGAUGUCUCAAAUAAUUCAUAUGAACUUUCAUUAUAUUUUUUCUAAUGAAAAGGGAAUAAUAAAAGAAGUGCAAAGUAUAUCUACCCAUUCAAUAUUUUUAGGUAUUGGUGUUUUUCUUCAGGUCUUGAUUUAGGUAAACAAAGGAGUAUCCCAUGGGUGGGAUCAUCUUUAAAACAAAGAACACAAUGCAAGAAGAAAACACUCAGAAUAGAAUAAAUAGUCCUCCCUGGGAUGUGCUCUUCAUUAGUUCUCGAGUAUCAUGUGGGUGUCCCCGAAAUCAUACACAUAUGAGUUACACUAAACAGACUGGAUAGUGUGUGUGUGUGUGUGUGUGUGUGUGUGUGUGUGUUUGAGUGUGUGUAUAUGUGUAUGUGUGCAUAUGUGUGUGUAUAUGUGCAUAUGUGUGAGUGUGUGUGUAUGAGUGUAUGUGUGAGUGCAUAUGUGUGUAUGUGUGAGUGUGAUUGUGUGUAUAUGUAAUGUGGGUGUGUGUAUGUGUGUGUAAAACAAUAAGAACUAAAGAAAAAGAGGUGGUAUUUUCAAGAGAGGACAAGUUGGAUACAUAAGAGUGAGUAGAAUGUGGAAAGGGAAAAAUGGAAAUGAUAUAUUACCUUUCAGUUAAAAAUCAAACAAACAAGAAACUUACUAUUACAAUGUAACAGUAAGAGCUCUGUUUAGAGGUACAGAGCUACUAGUACAGCUACUCUCAGCCUGUUGUUUGCAUCCCAUAGAUACAAUCUAGGAGGAUCAGAAGUAGUGUGUCAUCUAGUAACACUGAUGGUACUGCAGUGCCUACCUCAUCAGACAGAUUCAAAGGUACUCACUCUAGAAAUUCACUGACAAUUGAAAAAAAUAUAAUUUUUCAGAAAAUUUUCUGUUACAGCAUAAAGAAAUGGUUCUUUUUCUGUUGCAUUGGUUCAAGAUUUCAAUUAAACAGAAUAAAUUCCUCCCCUGAACUCACUGUGAAAUAUGCUUUUAUUAACUACCUGUGAAAUACUCCUGCUUGACCUUGAAAAUAAAAUUAUCACAUUUCAACUGUUAUUGUAACUUCUUAUUGAGCCUCCAAAUUAUUUGUAGUUGUAGGAGACAAAUACCGACAAGAAGUAAUCAAAGAGUACUUAUUUUUGUUUAAAGAUAAUACGGCAAAGAUAGGAAGAAUUAAAAUAUAUCAUUGUGAUUGUGAGAACAAGGGAGAUGUUUCACAAGCUCGUAGGAACUCAUGUUGCUGAAGACUCAAGUUUUACUUCCAACACCCAUAUCAGACAACACACACCAAUUUAAUUCUAGAACAGGCCAUCUAAGACUAUCUUCUACACACUACAUCUGCCCCCACCCCCAGAACUCACAUGUGAACCCACCGAUGGACCUCUGAAAGUAAAAAUAAAUUUUAAUAUGACAUCAAAAUAUGAAAAUCUCCAUUGUGGCUCACAGAGGGAGUUGAAAUACUGAAGAGUCAGAGAGUAAUAGCCAAGCAAUUAGUGAUAACUAUGUAUGUGUGUUCGUAAAUAUUAAUGAAUUAAUCUGUGGACAUUUAAGAGUUAUCAAGAUAUUUCUUUACCUAUUUACCAGUCUCUGAUUAAAUCUCAUCUAAAAUUUAUUUUAGUGGCUUGCCAACGGAGUGUUUUUAUUUAUUUGUUUAUCAAUUUAUUUGUUUGUUUUAAUCAAUCAAUUAAUAUUUUUACAUUCCAUAUUAUAUUCCUCCCAACCCACCCUCAGAAAGUUCCACAUCCCAUACCUCCUCCCUACCCCCUGUCUCCACCUGGAUUUCCCUACCUACCACACCACCUGACUUUUUUUUUUCCUUUUUUUAAAAUUAGGUAUUUUCUUCAUUUACAUUUCCAAUGCUAUCCCAAAAGUCCCCCAUGCCAUUCCACCCCUACUAUCCUGCCCCUCCCACUCCCAUUUCUUGGCCCUGGUGUUCCCCUGUACUUAGGCAUACAAAGUUUGCAAGACCAAUGGGCCUCUCUUUCCAAUGAUGGCCGUCUAGGCCAACUUCUGCUACAUAUGCAGCUAGAGACAUGAGCUCCAGGGGAUACUGGUUAGUUCAUAUUGUUGUUCCACCUAUAGUGUUGCAGAUACCUUUAGCUCAUUGGGUACUUUCUCUAGUUCCUCCAUUGGGGACCCUGUGAUCCAUCCAAUAGAUGACUGUGAGCAUCUACUUCUAAACUCCCUGGGGCCUCCAGUUUCUUGAGAGCUAGGUGCAUCAUUUCUGAAUGAACACAGACCCAGAAGUCCCCUAUUGUAUGUGUGUUGGCGGCCUCAUAUCAGCUGGUGUAUGCUGCCUGUUUGGUGGUCCAGUGUUUGAGAGAUCUUGGUGUUCAGGUUAAUUGAGACUGUUGGUCCUCCUACAGGAUUGCCUCUCUCCUCAGCUUCUUUCAUCAUUCCCUAAUUCAACAACAGGGUUGCUGCUUCUGUCCAUUAGUUGGGUGCAAAUAUCUGCGUCUGAUUCUUUCAGUUGCUUGUUGGGUUUUCUGGAGUAUGGUCAUGCUAGGUCCCUUUUUGUGAGUGCUCCAUAGCCUCAGUAAUAGUAUCAGGCCUUGGGACCUCCCAUUGAGCUGGAUCCCACUUUGGGCCUGUCGGUGGACCUUGUUUUCCUCAGGCUCCUCUCCAUUUCUAUCCCUGUAAUUCUUUUAGACAGGAACAAGUAUGGGUCAGAGUUAUGACUGUGGGAUGGCCCCCCUCUACCUAAUUUGAUGCCCUGUCUUCCUACUGGAAGUGAGCUCUAAAAGUUCCCUCUCCUACUAUCAGGCAUUUCAUCUAAGGUCCAUCCCUUUGAGUCCUAAGAGUGUCUCAGCUGUCAGGUCUCUGGUGCACUCUGGAGCGUCCCCUCAACUUCCUAUCUCCUAGGAUUGCCUGUUUCCAUUCUUUCUGCAGGCUCUCAGGGCAUUAACAAGGAGGUCACCUAUGGUUGGUAGAAAUUAAUCAUUUUCAAUGAAAUAAAAGGGAAACAACUGGAGAAUGACACAGUUUUGUGUGCUUGGUAAUGUUUUUUGGUCUUUUGAGUCCUGGAGGGACAUGGAGAAUUUUCUCAUUGGAGAUUUAUGCUGAUAUAUACAGGCAUCACUGGGCCCUUUUUAGCUCUCUGGCUCAGCAAAUCCACCAAUUUUGUUGGCUGAUGUAAGGUGUUCAGGAGAUGAGAGAGUCUCCUGUGUAAAUCAUAGUAGGGAAAGCAGGAGGCUUUAUUUGAAACAGCAGAAUAUAAGUUCAUUACUUUCCAUUGCUGUUGUUGGGAUGCACACUGGUAAUAAGUAGUGUGUGCUCAUCUAGGGAGAUUUAGUGACAUGAACAUUUGGUCUAACUGUGCUUAAGUUAAAGGAUGGUAGCAUAAUCACCAUUUUGUGAUCAGAUAAACAACUGAUACCAUAGAUUUUUGUCACACUCAAUACUCUUAGCAUCUUCUACCAAGUAACUCUGCUGUGAGUACAGUUUUGUGCUUUAUAUGACAUCUAGCAAUGUCACCGAAUUCUACCCACUGAGUGCUUUGGGAACAUCCCCCACUCACCAGUGCAUUUUCUGCUAUGAUAAAGUAAGUCUCCACACUUUCAUUGAUUGAAAGUAACAACAUCAUCUACUUUUAAACUAUUGCAUAAUCUUGUAGAUAAACUCAUAAUGCCUUCAGGAAAGAAGAAUAGUUCCAUCUUCACCACAGCUAACAAGGGGAACAUAUCACUGUAAUUAACAAGAUAUACAUAUAAAUUCAAAUGACCUUAGAAACUCUAGUAAUGUUUUCUGUUAUAAACUUAUCAGCCAAGGCUUAAUUUUCCAACUUUUUUUUCAAUUAUUAAUGGCACAAUUGCAUAAGUUAUGUUAUAUUGUUAUUACUUCGUAUUAGUCAUUAAAGAGAUUAUAUCCUUAUUAAGAAAAUAAUUAGUUGAGAAAAUGGUGAAAGACACGAUCUUAUUGUGCAUAAAUAGUAACAGCAAAGCAUAAUUGAAUAGUAGUAUUAUAGUAAAAUUUAAUAUAAUUUUUAGUUUUCUCCAUUUCAUUUAGUUGUCCCAAAGCUGGAGGACUUGCCAGGAGCAUUGACAGAAUCAAAUUUAUGUCAUGAUUGGGCCAAAUGGCUAAACACUGGAGCAAAGUUCAAUUGAUUUCUCUUUAGCUCUUCUCCAGUUGGUGAGGGAUCCACAUGGAUUCUGAACUGCAUGUUUGCUACAUAUGGGCAGAGGAGACAUGAUGCACCAAGGUGUGGGGAUAACCAGAGGGACAACACAUUCUCAGAGGAGAGGAGGAAGGGAAUGGAGGAGGGACUCUGUGAUGGGUGGACCAAGAGAGGAGGCAGCGUUUGAGAUAUAAAUAAAUAAACAAAUUAUAAAGAUUUUAAAUAAAUUUUAGAGAUUUAGCUCUCUUUUUAUGUUAACCUUUUGCUGUGUUCUAACUCUUUAUCUUGCUACUGGUCAAACCUAAGUACUCAUAUAUGUUGGACACUGCUAUAGAAGUGAGUGACAUGCCCAGCCUACCACUCAUUUCUUAGAUGACAAGUACCUUAAUGACAAGGACUUUUUCUUGUGUAAUCACUCUUGAAAAAUAAAAUCAAGAAGGAGUUUUGUUUCAGUUGUUCUAUCUCACAGGUUGCCUGAAUAUUUGUAUGAAAGUAUUAAAUGUUUGGUGGGAAAUGCUGACAAGAAUACUCAGUGUUUGUUUCAAAAUAGUCGUCUUAUAUAUUGUUCAGUGUCAGUUCAGUUUACAAAUACAUAUUUCCUGGAAUAUUGCUACACAUUUAUUAUGGGUUUUCCUGCUUCCAAGUUUAUUCUCCACCAAAUAAUAUGUAUGGCUGUUGAAACUCAUUUAGGGUCAUGGAAUUUCCCUAACUACAUCUUACCUAGAGCUCAUCACUGAGCCGACCAUGUGAGAACUUUGGUAGCUAGGGAAUUUGAAGCUACCCUUUGCCUUUCGUUGCUUGGUAUUCUGUUAGUUCCCCGUAUGUUCACUCUUCCUGGCACCCUGAAGUCCUGCUAGAUCUUAGAAGGAGGAAAGCUUGCGUUCUCAUCAUCCUGAUAAAUCCUUCCACCUAGAUUGGCUUCUUUUUCAUCUGGCCUAACUUCUCCUCAAACUAAGAACUCAUGACGAUUCAUAGUCAAAAAAAAAAAAAAAUGACCUUCUCUGCCCAAUGCAUCAUUUAAUACAAGUCUUCCUCUGGCCUUUUAAUGACCAGAGAUUAUUCUUUUAUCUCUCUCUCUUUUUUUUUUUAGUCUUCUUAACUUACUGGAUGACCAACACUAUGUUUAUUAUGUUGUAUCACAGCAUUUUUCAAUUUCCUCAUUAUAGAAACACAUAGUGAGGUGAUUUACUCUGGAUUUGUUUGGUUUUAGUUGUUGUUGGAGGUGGUGUUUGUUUGUUUGUGGGAUUAUCUCUAAUAUUUUUCCCAUUUGUGGGUCUCCAUGCUACCAUAACCUAUAGGAGUCAUCAACUCACAGUUGCCUGUACACACUAACACUCUCUUUCUCACAUACAUCCACACACAAUGGUUCCUAGCUGUUUUUCCUUGACUCUUGUUGCAGGAAAUGGAAAAGUGAUGCGGACCAUUGAAAUCUGAAUCCAUACCUAGUUCAUCUGAAUCCUGGCUUUACCACUUAUGCCACAAUGCACAAAGCAGCAUCCUUAAAGAUGAAUAGUAUCAGACGCACUUUACAUAGUUUUAUGCAUAUACAAGAGCAAUAUGUGACAUAUAGAGAGUGUGAUAUCACUAUUGUACUUACUCUUCUCGUAGAGAGGGAAUUUCCUGACAUAAGAGCUAUCUCAGAAAGAUCGAAUGCAGACAAGUUCAGCAGAGGGCCUACCACCUGAAUAACAAAUGCUCAGAACUGCACUAAGUUCAAACCAAAGCUAUAUAACAUUAGAUAAGAGAUCUAAGCUUUCUUUGUAACAAUGUACAAAAUACUACAUGGGGGUAGUAACUGGUCAACUUCAUUGACUUAUAAAUGAGUUAACACAUAUUACAUAUUUAGCUUUCAUGGUAUGCUGAUGUACCACAAAUAUGAACUUAGUUGAGAAGUCAUGUUUCUUAUAAAAGUGUCUCUGUAUUAUAUAUAUAUUUAAUAUUUUUGUUAUUGUCUCUAACCACAUUCAUUCUAUUGGCUACAGAUAUUCAAGGGUGGAGGCUCUAAUCUCUUUUCUAGCAUGAAGAAGUCUUGGGCACAUUCUCAAACUUCAGCAGAAAAGUCUAAAAGAAAAUGACCUUCUUGCCAUGAACACCACUGGCGUUCUAAUUCUAUUUCAAUUUAUCCACCAGAGAAAUCUAGGUUCUGGUGCUUACCAUGGGUCACUGAAUGGGAAGCAAACCUCUAAAAUCUAAACGUGACAUUUCCGAAGAAUCAACCUGACCAAAUGUAUCAGCCAUUAAGGAAGGAAUGGUUUUCUUCUAAACCCUGCUCAGUCCAGGCCCUUCAGAAAUGUUCAACAUUCUCUGCCAACAAGAUUUGAUCCAAUGCUAGCCUAGCUCCCUGCCAUUUUUAUGUUCUACCUAAGGAGAAACAAAUCAUUAAGAAGAAAUAAACAGAUAAGAGGAAUUAAGCUGGUAAAUAGUAUAUGAGCAUAGUGUUAGAGUCUUUAUUAGAAUAUAGUAGUGAGGUAGUUGGCCGAUCAGUUCUACCAAUAUCUGUUCCAAUGCAGUUAAUGACAGCAAAUGAUACAUGCUAAGCAAGAAGUGGAGAAAUUUGAGAAAAAAGAAAAUUCAGAGUGAAAUAUGAGCUGACCUUUUAGAAUAUGCUCAGACAUAAAUUUUAAAUUACUCCUUGCAAACUGGGCAUGAUAUGAUCUGUUUUCAAAUAUUUUGGAAGUUCUGAAAUUGAUAGUGAGAUGUAGAGGUUUAUUCGACGUCUAAAUUAAUUCUUUGAGUAUCCUAUUAAAGUCAUUGUCCUGUUCAUAGUAAAAUUUUAUUUUCUAUUAUCUGUAUGUUUAAAUCUAAAACUAGGUUCAAAUAAUAUAGGUUAUUUAAAAUGAGACAACUCAUUCUUUUCAAAGUACUUUUUCCAAGCACAUGAUGUGAAAAGGCCAAUUUAUUAUACUUGAAAAUAAAAUUGGUGGUUUACCAUAAUAUUGAAAGCCAUUGCUUUAAAACAUAAAUACAUAAUUUAUGUGCUGUGGCUCACUGAUUAAGGGAAUAAUUGGCCAUAUGGACAAUACUAAAAUAUAGACAGAUUUGAAAUAUUUGCUAGAAUGUUCUGGUCCAUGCUCAUUCAAGUCAGGUUUUAGAAAUAAAGUUCGUAUUAUCUGAAACUAGAAUUCUAGGUUUCUUGGCUCACCUCCUUGUCAUCCAUAGGUGGAGUCGUGAGGUUGGAUUUUAAGAUAAACACACCUCCAGACCACCAGCAUUUUCGUAAAUAGACUUGCGAAAGGCCAAGAGAUUUCUAGAGUGUCUGCAUCUCCAUGGCGAUGUGCAUAAACAAAUACAAAAACGAGUCCCUGGAUGUGUGAUUAACAGAGCCUGGGCAGCCCCUCUCUGAUACUUCAAAAGUUUCCUUGUGACAUUCAUGAGGGUUCUUCAAGGGGAGGGAAGGAUACAAGAGUGCCUAAAGGACUUUGGUGCAGGAAAAAGGCACCGAGAACUUGCCCUCUUGCUUUAGUAUUAUGAAGAAAAAAAAAUGAGGUACUUGUGUUAUACCUAAUAAAUAUUUCAGAUCCAUUUACGCAUAAUUAGUGCAGUUACCACGCUUUUGUAAACUCACAAGGUGAAGGAGUGGGAAGGGAAACUGCAUUCCAGGUGCUGAGCCUGUCGCUAGCACAUCGCUGGAAAACCCCUCUGUCCUCACAACAGAUUAACUACCCUCUGUGCAUACUAUAUUUUUGUUCAGCUUUUCCUAUUCUGAGUCUGGACUGAAGCAGUCGUUAUCUGCUGGCGGUGCCUGGGUGAUUUUCAAGCCGAGCACUACCCACCCAAGUAGCUGUGAUACCAGCUUUUGCUGAAGCCUUAUUGCUCUUAAAAGAGCAAUUUGGUUGGCUGCACGGCUAUUAGGAUCACACAGGCAGCCUGAAAGCUGUCAGUACAACUGCUUCUCAUCUUUUUUUUUUUUUCACACGGUCCUGACAUCUCUUCUCUUUUUUUCUGCUGGACACACAUUCCUGUUUUUAUCAUUUUCAAUCAAGUGCACGCAGGACGCUGAGGAAUAUUCCCACUGAAAGCAAAGUGGAGAACAGGAAUGAUUUUACAGCUCUUAAAGUGGAAACAGUGCUGACUGCGGGCUGAGGGGAAGGAGCUGGAGCCGUGAGAAAUGUAGCUUGGCUCAGGGCUACAUCAGGGAGCUGCUCCUUCAGCUGCUAAAGAUGGCAAAACACCACCUACCUCCGACUUCUCAAUGAUCAAUGCUACCUUCAGAACCCGGAGGGAAGAGGAUGUGAGAAAUUUUUAUAAAAUUCACUUGUGGAAAUGUUAUCAUCCGAGAAAGUGGACAAAAUUACUAGACUCGAACUUCUCUUCGUUUUGAUGUUAUUCUUCUCAGGACCAACUCUAGGCAAGCUGACCAGGACCCCCUGGAAGGGCAAACCUUGGAAGGGGGGAUCUCGUCUUCGUCAAGAAGACUUUCCCCCCAGGAUCGUAGAACACCCUUCUGAUGUCAUCGUCUCCAAGGGAGAGCCCACCACUCUGAACUGUAAAGCAGAGGGCCGACCCACCCCCACCAUUGAAUGGUACAAGGAUGGUGAGAGGGUGGAGACAGACAAGGAUGAUCCCAGGUCCCACAGAAUGCUUCUGCCCAGCGGAUCUUUAUUCUUUUUGCGAAUUGUUCAUGGGCGCAGAAGUAAACCGGACGAAGGGAGUUACGUUUGUGUUGCAAGGAACUAUCUUGGUGAAGCAGUGAGUCGAAAUGCAUCUCUGGAAGUGGCAUUAUUGCGAGAUGACUUCCGGCAAAACCCCACAGAUGUGGUAGUCGCAGCUGGAGAGCCUGCAAUCUUGGAGUGCCAGCCACCACGGGGACACCCAGAACCAACCAUCUACUGGAAAAAGGACAAAGUCCGAAUUGAUGACAAGGAAGAGAGAAUAAGUAUCCGUGGUGGGAAGCUGAUGAUCUCUAAUACUAGGAAAAGCGAUGCUGGCAUGUACACCUGUGUGGGAACCAAUAUGGUGGGAGAAAGGGACAGCGACCCUGCAGAGCUCACUGUCUUUGAACGACCCACAUUUCUCAGGAGGCCAAUUAACCAGGUGGUGCUAGAGGAAGAAGCUGUAGAAUUCCGUUGUCAGGUCCAAGGAGAUCCCCAGCCAACGGUGAGGUGGAAAAAAGAUGAUGCAGACUUGCCGAGAGGAAGGUAUGAUAUCAAAGAUGACUACACGCUGAGAAUUAAAAAGGCCAUGAGUACUGAUGAAGGUACCUAUGUGUGUAUUGCUGAGAAUCGGGUGGGAAAAGUGGAAGCCUCUGCUACCCUCACUGUCCGAGUUCGCCCUGUUGCUCCUCCACAGUUUGUGGUUAGGCCAAGAGAUCAGAUCGUUGCUCAAGGCCGAACAGUGACAUUCCCCUGUGAAACUAAAGGAAACCCACAGCCAGCUGUUUUUUGGCAGAAAGAAGGCAGCCAGAACCUACUUUUCCCGAAUCAACCUCAGCAGCCCAACAGCCGAUGUUCAGUGUCGCCCACGGGGGACCUCACCAUCACCAACAUCCAGCGUUCAGAUGCGGGUUACUACAUCUGCCAGGCCCUAACCGUGGCAGGAAGCAUUUUAGCUAAAGCACAGUUGGAAGUUACUGACGUUUUGACAGAUAGACCUCCACCCAUAAUCUUGCAAGGACCAAUAAACCAAACACUUGCAGUAGACGGUACAGCAUUGUUGAAGUGUAAAGCCACUGGUGAGCCUCUGCCUGUAAUUAGCUGGCUAAAGGAGGGCUUUACUUUUCUGGGGAGAGAUCCAAGAGCCACGAUCCAAGACCAAGGAACACUGCAGAUUAAGAAUUUACGGAUAUCUGAUACUGGCACUUAUACUUGUGUGGCUACAAGUUCCAGUGGAGAGACUUCCUGGAGUGCAGUGCUGGAUGUAACAGAAUCUGGAGCAACAAUCAGUAAAAAUUAUGAUAUGAAUGACCUCCCGGGACCACCAUCCAAACCUCAGGUCACUGAUGUUUCUAAGAACAGUGUCACCUUAUCCUGGCAGCCAGGUACACCUGGCGUUCUUCCUGCAAGCGCGUAUAUCAUUGAGGCUUUCAGCCAAUCGGUGAGCAAUAGCUGGCAGACAGUGGCAAACCAUGUUAAGACAACUCUGUAUACAGUAAGGGGGCUGAGGCCCAACACAAUCUACUUGUUUAUGGUCAGAGCGAUCAACCCACAAGGUCUCAGUGAUCCAAGUCCUAUGUCGGAUCCUGUACGCACACAAGAUAUCAGCCCCCCAGCACAAGGAGUGGACCACAGACAGGUGCAGAAGGAAUUAGGUGAUGUCGUUGUUCGUCUCCAUAAUCCAGUUGUCCUGACACCUACAACUGUUCAAGUCACAUGGACGGUGGACCGACAACCCCAGUUUAUUCAGGGCUACAGAGUGAUGUACCGUCAGACUUCGGGACUACAAGCCUCAACUGUGUGGCAGAAUCUAGACGCCAAAGUCCCGACUGAGAGGAGUGCUGUCCUUGUGAAUUUGAAAAAGGGGGUGACUUAUGAAAUUAAAGUCCGGCCGUAUUUUAACGAGUUCCAAGGAAUGGACAGUGAAUCGAAAACAGUCCGAACCACUGAGGAAGCCCCAAGUGCCCCUCCCCAGUCUGUCACUGUGCUGACAGUUGGAAGUCACAACAGCACAAGCAUCAGUGUUUCCUGGGAUCCUCCACCAGCCGACCACCAGAAUGGAAUUAUUCAGGAAUAUAAGAUCUGGUGUCUGGGAAACGAAACGCGAUUCCAUAUCAAUAAAACGGUGGAUGCAGCCAUUCGCUCUGUAGUAAUAGGUGGCUUGUUCCCUGGAAUUCAGUACCGGGUAGAAGUGGCAGCUAGCACAAGUGCAGGGGUUGGAGUAAAAAGUGAACCACAGCCGAUAAUAAUUGGGGGACGUAACGAAGUUGUCAUUACUGAAAACAAUAACAGCAUCACUGAGCAAAUCACGGAUGUCGUGAAGCAACCGGCAUUUAUAGCUGGCAUUGGUGGUGCCUGCUGGGUAAUUCUGAUGGGUUUUAGCAUCUGGUUGUACUGGAGAAGAAAGAAGAGAAAGGGACUCAGCAAUUAUGCUGUAACAUUUCAAAGAGGAGAUGGAGGACUAAUGAGCAAUGGGAGCCGUCCAGGUCUUCUAAAUGCUGGCGAUCCCAAUUACCCAUGGCUUGCUGAUUCUUGGCCAGCCACGAGUUUGCCAGUGAACAAUAGCAAUAGUGGCCCAAAUGAAAUUGGAAAUUUUGGGCGUGGAGAUGUGCUGCCUCCGGUGCCAGGCCAAGGGGAUAAAACAGCGACCAUGCUCUCGGAUGGAGCCAUUUAUAGCAGCAUUGACUUCACUACCAAAACCACUUACAACAGUUCCAGCCAAAUAACACAGGCCACCCCAUAUGCCACUACACAAAUCCUGCAUUCAAACAGCAUCCACGAACUGGCAGUUGAUCUUCCUGAUCCACAGUGGAAAAGCUCAGUUCAACAGAAGACAGACCUCAUGGGAUUUGGUUAUUCGCUACCUGAUCAGAACAAGGGGAACAACGCCUUACUUUACAUCCCUGACUACCGAUUGGCUGAGGGAUUGUCUAAUAGAAUGCCACACAACCAGUCACAGGAUUUCAGCACCACCAGCUCUCACAACAGCUCAGAAAGGAGUGGCAGUCUCUCAGGUGGGAAAGGUGGAAAAAAGAAGAAAACUAAAAAUUCUUCGAAAGCGCAGAAAAACAACGGAUCCACUUGGGCUAAUGUCCCUCUACCUCCUCCUCCCGUCCAGCCCCUUCCUGGUACAGAGCUGGGCCACUAUGCUGCGGAACAAGAAAAUGGCUAUGACAGUGACAGCUGGUGCCCACCAUUACCGGUGCAAACAUACUUGCAUCAGGGUAUGGAAGAUGAGCUGGAAGAAGACGAAGAUCGGGUCCCAACACCUCCUGUUCGCGGCGUGGCCUCUUCACCAGCUAUCUCUUUUGGACAGCAGUCCACUGCCACUCUUACUCCAUCCCCACGGGAAGAGAUGCAACCCAUGCUGCAAGCUCACUUGGAUGAGUUGACAAGGGCCUAUCAGUUUGAUAUAGCAAAACAAACAUGGCACAUUCAAAGCAAUACCCCACCUCCACAACCCCCAGCUCCGCCAUUAGGUUACGUGUCCGGAGCCUUGAUUUCUGAUUUGGAGACAGAUGUUCCAGAUGAGGAUGCUGAUGAUGAAGAGGAACCAUUAGAAAUUCCCAGGCCCCUCAGAGCACUAGACCAGACACCUGGAUCCAGUAUGGACAAUCUAGACAGCUCUGUCACAGGUUCAAUGGUAAAUGGAUGGGGCUCUGCAUCUGAUGAGGAUCGUAACUUUUCUAGUCAUAGAUCUAGUGUAGGUAGCUCCUCAGAUGGCUCCAUCUUUGCCAGCGGCAGCUUUGCAAAAGCAUUGGUGGCAGCAGCAGACAAAGCUGGCUUUAGGCUGGAUGGAACCAGUCUUACGAGAACAGGAAAAGCCUUUAGCUCCUCUCAAAGGCAGCGGCCCACCAGCCCAUUUUCUACGGACAGUAACACCAGUGCUGCCCAGAAUCAAAGCCAGAGGCCUCGGCCCACGAAAAAACAUAAGGGAGGACGGAUGGACCCACAGCCAGUGUUACCUCAUCGGAGGGAAGGGAUGCCAGAUGAUCUUCCCCCACCACCAGAUCCCCCACCAGGUCAGGGUUUAAGGCAGCAGAUAGGCCUGAGCCAACACUCUGGUAACGUGGAAAACUCAACAGAGAGAAAAGGAAGCUCUCUAGAGAGACAACAAGCAGCCAACUUAGAAGACACAAAGAGCUCAUUGGAUUGUCCAGCUAAAACUGUUCUAGAGUGGCAGCGUCAAACCCAGGACUGGAUAAACUCUACAGAACGCCAAGAAGAAACUCGGAAAGCCCCACACAAACAAGGGGUUGGAUCAGAGGAGUCCCUGGUGCCCUACAGCAAGCCCAGCUUCCCGUCUCCUGGCGGGCACAGCUCAUCAGGAACAUCUUCCUCUAAAGGGUCCACUGGCCCUCGGAAGGCUGACGUGCUGAGAGGCAGCCACCAGAGGAAUGCCAAUGACCUUCUCGACAUUGGAUAUGUGGGCUCAAAUAGUCAAGGACAGUUUACAGGUGAAUUGUAGUAACUGAGAGGGGACAUACAAAGAUGCUCUGAGGACCAUCAGGUCCAAACUCAUGGAAGUGAUAACAUUUAACAGUGCAAUGAACAAUUUCUUUAUUUAUGUACUAUUAAAAAAAAACUGUAAAUGCAAUGUAAAGACACACAGCCACACAUAUUCCACAGUUAUUUUCUUGUGUUCUUCUCUUACUUACACCACCCACCUUAACUCUUUCUUGUCAGGAGUAUAUAAGAAAAAGAAAGAAAGCAAAACUCACCCUCCAGGAAGAAAAGGAUUUUUCCUCUGUAUAUAAUUUCUUUUGUGCAUUGCUAUGCAAGCUCACUCUUUUUAACUCUGUUCAUAUUAUUGUCUGUUCUGAUUGGUCUGUUGUACUAUAUGUGAAUUAAUGGGCUGUGGUGCCAUAUAUUAACUUUUAAUUGUGUAACUUUUUAUGUUUAAAUUUUGCACUGCGAUUUUAUUUGGUGAUAAGCACAAAUCUCUACUCCUCAUGACAUGAAGAAAAGAUUGAAUGUGAAGGGAGUUUUCUGUACUGUAAGUUAGGUUGGAUAAUGCUGGUGUAACCAAUCCAGUUAGAUGGUUUUCAGUUGGGGGUGUAGAAAUAGGAAGAUCGAAGGAAUGAUGGUGUUGGCAAAGUCUUCUUGAAACAACAGAUAUUGAGACAAUUUUAAGAAGCAGAAAGAUGGAUACUAUUGACUAAAGCAGGGGUCAAAAGAAGGGGGUUUAAGUCUAGACAGAGUAUGUAAUAAAGUAUGGUGGUAGCAAAGAUGUACUAACUUGCUUUAAAAAUAUUAUUAAAGUUUUAUUUAGAAUGAACUUUACCUGCCAUUGUAAUUAACCCAUCUUAGAAUUACAAUGAGCAAAAUAAAAAUCAAGGUGUUUCAAGAGAUCUGUAUUUAUAUUACAGCUUUUUAAAAACAGCAGUUUUGAAUAAUCAUAAUUAAUCUCUCCAACUCAUUAAGUCAGACUAUAACAUGGAGUUCCCCAAGGAAACAAACAAAAAAAAUGAACUCCAGAAACUCUAGCAAAUAGUUAAAGAAGCAACUUAUUCUUCGAGCAUACUCGGCUACUCUUGAAUAUGAGCUCAAUUGCAAUAUCUUGUUCAUCUUUCUAAUACAUGUACAGUACAUAUUAGAGGAUGUAGGCACAUCACUUAAGUUCAUUUCUUUUUAAAAAAAAAAAGCAAACUAAUGCAUUCUGCAUACAAUUUUGUGUUUCUUUUGGUUAAAAUGUGAAAUCGAUGCCACCAGAUGUAUAGCCACAUUAUAAGUGCUUAAAGGCAGUGCUCACAGUAUGUUCAGUUUCCAGUUAGUAGAUUUAUUGGACUCAAUAUUUUCUGGUACAUUCUCAGAAAUUGGCUACCAACUCAAAUCUGUUUGACCCAUUUUGAAUGAGUAAAUCGGAAAGAACAGUCAAAAGGGAGAAAAAAAUGCAUGUUUAUACACUUUUUAAAUAAAACCAAAUCUUGUAAGUGGACAUUAAUAACAGUGUCCUGCCUCAUUUGUUUUCACGACUCUGAGAACAAGGAGUUGCUCAACAUCCAUUAUGUAUGCUCAAGAUAAAUGUGACUUUGAAAUGUAUGUUAGCUACUGUACAUGUAUGUAAGUCAAGUAGAUGAUAGCCUUCCUGAAACUACCACUAAUAAUAUUUUCCCAUGUGCUACUUACACAAGCUUAAAUUCUAGUUCAGCAAAUGUUUUUCAUUAUUUUUUCUUACGGUUUAUUCAAUAGAGGGUACCUAGAAAAAUAUUCAGUGUGAUGGUCAACAUAUUGAGUGUUCAAGUAGGGGAUAUUUACUUUGGCAAUACAUACUGUGCAUUAUUGGUUCAGAUGCCAAUUCAUGAGACAUUAUCAUAGGAAAUGGAUAAUAUAAGAACAUGGCUCUAAGGGUCCUUCUCCACAGGCAAGCAUAGAAUUUGAGGUUCUUCAUGGGUCCCAAAACUUGCUUAGUGUUAUAUACUUAACUUCCUUCACUGAAGUAUCAAGCAAUUCUAACACACCGUUUAACAACUUUCUACCAUCAGUGCCUGCAUUUUAUUGAAGUUUGAUGUCUCUGGUACAAGGAAAUAGAGAAAGCUGAACAGUUUCUGUUGGGAGAAAAAGUUUCUGUAAUUAUUGUCAAUUCUAAGUUGUGAUGAAUAUAACUUUUCAUCUAUACAGUUCCUUACUCAUGGUCUCUAUUUAAAAGCAUAGGAUCUUUUAAGAUAUACUUUUAGCUGAGUCUUCACUGUAUGUUCAUGAAUAAUAUAAUUUAGUGAAAAACUUUAGUACAUCAUAUGUAUGGUAACUGACAUUUGCAGAUUAUUAUCAAACCAAAUCAUAAGAAAUAAUAUCUUCAGAUCACAUGAUGGCUUACCGAACAAUUUCAGGUUAUAGCAUGAUGUCUUUCUGAUUGUCUUCAGUAUAUGAUCAUAAGCAAUUAUAUUGUGUCCAUACAGUUUACAUACUGUGAUUCCCGCAAAAUCUUGCAUCUGAUAUCUACCAUGAAGAUGAAAUAAUAUGCUAUGAAUUUCAGGCAUAGACAUACUAUCAGCAAUAGAAAGCCUUCAUCAUCUAGAUAUCUGGAUAAAUCCAUUCAUCGUCAACCAUCAGAUUGUUAACUGGGGAACACGUACCUCCCUCACAAAUGCUUUCUUUUCGUCUUGUAGUUGAUUGAAUGUGAUAGGAAAUCUGCUGAGUUGACUCUUCUGUGGGCCUGAGCAGAAACAUGCAUAAGCCAUCAGAAGGAAGUCUGGAUGGGAAGGAAACCUUGUCUUUCACUCGUAGGCAAUACUGCUGUGUAGUCACGGCAGACCCAAGCACAGCUUCUUUCAGAACAUGCAAAGUCUCCUUAUGAAAUAUACACAUCAGUGCCCAAACUCAGGUGUACCAGUGUAAAGCGUAGGGUUUGCCUACCCUUUUUUCAUAUCAUUUUACAUAAGCAAGUUAGGAGACUACAGGGCUAUGAAAAUAAAUGUUUCCUUAACAGGAUUUGGAGCAAGUUCACGGGAGUACAUAGGACAGUCGAGCCCAGUGUAAACACUACCAAAGGAAAGGACAGCCUUGCAGAAGCGUGAGCUCCGACUAACAGAGCGGCUUAAGUAUGCUCUGUGAUACAGCUUAAUGCACUCCCUAUUCAAAUCCCACUGUCAAUGGGAUUUAAGUUGCCAGUUUAUAUGUGAUUUCAUGGAACACAACCAAGUUCUACUUAAUACCUUUAUGCAAUUUUUUUUUCACUGAUGAAAAAUCAAUAUCCACAUCAAUGGGUGCCCAGCUGCGGAUCACCUCUCCUAAAAAGCGAUCUUGUCAGUAUUGAAGAAAUGUAGAACCAUAAUUUUCACUACUAAUAUCAUUUUGCUCAACUACUUCUGUAUAUUGUGGAAAAAGGGGUGGGGCCGGGGGAAUGUGUGUUUCCACAUUUUCUGAGAGGUGAAAAUAUUUUUGUGUUGCUUUGUCCUAAUGGGUACUUCAAAUGAAACACCAUACAAUUUUAAAUGACAUGCAAUUAACGAAUAUUUUUUACUCUCAUAACAUUAAAAGCAUUUGUUGUGAUUUUCAAGUGUUACAAGAUAGAUUUUUGUGGUCGUGGGUAGACGUUUUAUACUUUGUUUUAUAGAUGGAUUUUUUUCCCACUGUCGUUUACUUGAGUGGACAAACAGUAUCCCAAGUCUCAAAGUGUUUCAUUGGAUGUUGUUAGAUCAGCAAAGAAAUUGGCAGAAAAUUGAUUCAUAGUAUUGUCAAAGAAUUGUGUAUUGUGUAUUCACUGGGAAAAAUAAAAAAUAUAUUCACAUUCCAAUUUUGUAAAAAAAAAAACAAAAAGCCAUUUAUGUAAACAAAUUUCUCUGUGGACAAACCAAAAAUAGAUCCUUGUGUCACUUUUA
Messenger RNA from Mus musculus (house mouse), 18175 nucleotides. It is a transcript of the gene Robo2, whose product is annotated as roundabout guidance receptor 2. Lineage: Eukaryota; Metazoa; Chordata; Mammalia; Rodentia; Muridae. The transcript has 30 exons. The record is from RefSeq and is a predicted model, not a curated record. The coding region runs from base 9526 to 14322 and encodes 1598 amino acids. Gene Ontology annotation, cellular component: membrane; axolemma. Gene Ontology annotation, biological process: axon midline choice point recognition; olfactory bulb interneuron development; heart induction.